UAAGGCGUGAGGGCCCCCCGGCCGGCGCUUAACCCUCCUCCCUGGCUCUUGUCCGUGGACCCUCCGCCUGUGAUGUCCGAGACGGCUCCUGUGGACCCGGCUGAGCCUGGCCCGGCUUUCAUGGCGAAGCCGAACAUCAAGAAGCGAGGGAAGAAGCAGGUGGGCCUGGCGGGUGUGAAUCGCAAGACGCCAAGCCCGUCGGUGUCCAAGGUGAUCACGGAGGCCUUGUCGCUGUCCCAGGAGCGGGCGGGCAUGUCGCUGGCCGCGCUCAAGAAGGCGCUGGCGGCCGCGGGCUACGACGUGGACAAGAACAACAGCCGCAUCAAGCUGGGCCUCAAGAGCCUGGUGAGCAAGGGCACCCUGCUGCAGACCAAGGGCACCGGCGCCUCGGGCUCCUUCAAGCUCAACAAGAAGGCGGCCUCCGGGGAGGCCAAGCCCAAGGCCAAGAAGGCGGGUGCGGCCAAGCCCAGGAAACCCGCGGGCGCGGCUAAGAAGCCCAAGAAGCCCGCGGGGUCCGCCACCCCCAAGAAGAGCGCCAAGAAGACCCCGAAGAAGCCCAAGAAGCCGGCGGCGGCUGUUGGAGCCAAAAAGGUGAAGAGCCCGAAGAAGGCGAAAGCAGCCAAACCCAAGAAGGUGCCCAAGAGUCCGGCCAAGGCCAAAGCGGCGAAAUCCAAGCCGCCGAAGCCGAAGGCCCCCAAGCCCAAGGCAGCCAAGACCAAGAAGGCGGCCAAGAAGAAGUAGGAAGUCCCUUUGGCCAACGGUUAACACACAACACAACCCCAAAGGCUCUUUUCAGAGCCACCCA
This is a messenger RNA of Myotis brandtii (Brandt's bat), 805 nucleotides long. RefSeq names its product histone H1.4. The record is from RefSeq and is a predicted model, not a curated record. The coding region runs from base 73 to 741 and encodes 222 amino acids. Gene Ontology annotation, cellular component: nucleosome. Gene Ontology annotation, molecular function: structural constituent of chromatin; DNA binding. Lineage: Eukaryota; Metazoa; Chordata; Mammalia; Chiroptera; Vespertilionidae. Gene Ontology annotation, biological process: nucleosome assembly. The transcript has a single exon.